AUGGAGGUGGUAGAGAAGAGCUUGGACUCUCAAUUAUGGCACGCCUGUGCCGGAGGUAUGGUUCAAAUGCCUCCAGUUCACACCAAAGUCUACUAUUUCCCUCAAGGUCAUACCGAACACGCCCUCACUAACGUUGAUUUCGGGGCAAUCCCUAGGGUUCCAGCAUUGAUUCUUUGCCGUGUGGCUGCCGUGAAGUUUUUGGCCGACCCUGAAACCGAUGAAGUAUAUUCUAAAAUUAGGUUAAUACCGAUUAGCAACAAUAAGCAUGAUUUUGAUGAUGAUGAUGGGGUUUUGGGGAGUAAUGGGUCUGAAUCCCCUGAAAACCCCACUUCUUUUGCGAAAACAUUGACUCAGUCCGAUGCGAAUAAUGGUGGGGGGUUCUCAGUUCCUCGGUACUGUGCUGAGACAAUCUUUCCUCCGCUGGAUUACUCAGCUGAUCCCCCGGUUCAAACCGUGAUUGCUAAGGAUGUUCAUGGUGAAAUUUGGAAGUUUAGGCAUAUUUAUAGGGGGACACCUAGGAGGCAUUUGUUAACUACUGGAUGGAGUACUUUUGUGAACCAGAAGAAGCUGGUUGCUGGGGAUUCCGUUGUGUUCUUGAGGGCAGAAAAUGGGGAUCUUUGUAUUGGGAUUCGAAGGGCAAAGAGGGGUGGCAUUGGUGGUCCUGAGUCCCCAUCUGGGUGGAACUCUGCUGCUGGGAAUUAUAGGGGAUUUUCGUUGUUCUUGAGGGCUGAUGAGAACAUAUUAAUGAGAAGUGGUAGUAAUGGGAGUUUGAGUUCCCCUGGAGGUACGAGGAGGAAGGGAAGAGCAAGGCCCGAAACGGUGAUUGAAGCAGUAUCUCUUGCUGCUAAUGGGCAUCCAUUUGAGAUUGUUUAUUACCCGCGUGCUAGCACUCCCGAGUUUUGUGUUAAGGCUUCGUCUGUUAGUGCUGCAAUGAGAAUUCAGUGGUGCUCUGGGAUGAGAUUCAAAAUGCCCUUUGAAACUGAGGAUUCUUCCCGGAUUAGCUGGUUCAUGGGAACAAUAGCUUCUGUUCAGGUUGCUGACCCCAUCCGCUGGCCUAAUUCACCAUGGCGACUUCUCCAGGUCGCAUGGGAUGAACCAGAUUUGCUGCAAAAUGUGAAGCAGGUCAGCCCAUGGCUAGUUGAAUUGGUAUCAAAUAUGCCUGUCAUUCAUCUGUCACCCUUCUCACCACCCAGGAAAAAGUUGCGGAUACCGCAACACCCAGACUUUCCAAUUGACGGCCAAUUUCCAAUGCCGUCGUUUUCAGGCAACCCCCUCGGGCCCAGCAGUCCUUUGUGUUGUCUACCUGACAACAUUCCUGCAGGCAUACAGGGAGCCAGGCAUGCUCAAUUUGGAGCACAAUUAUCAGAUCUCCACAUUAGCAACAAACUGCAGUUGGGAUUGUUUCCACCGCCCAGCUUCCAACAGGUUGAUCCACAUGCCAAAGUCUCGGAUGGCAUUAUCCAAUGUCACACUAAUGGCAGUGACAAUAUAUCUUGCUUGCUAUCUAUGGGGAAUCCUAGUCAUAAGUUGGAGAAAUCUGAUAAUGUAAAGACACCCAGUUUUAUACUCUUUGGACAGCCAAUACUCACUGAACAGCAGAUCUUUGGGUGUUUCAGUGACGCACUUUCACGAGUUCCAACCAGGAAGCGAUCCCUGGACAGGAAUCUAGACAAGGCAGAAAAAUCUGUGCUUGGCCAGCAAGGUAUUCCAGAUAAUCUGUCCAGUGCUGGGUUUUUGUGGAACAAUGGCUUUCACACAGCUAAACUUGGCCUGGAUACUGGUCACUGCAAAGUAUUCCUCGAGUCAGAGGAUGUAGGCCGGACCGUUGAUCUCUCGGUCCUUGGAUCUUAUGAAGAGUUAUACAGAAGGCUGGCAAACAUGUUUGGAAUUGAAAGAUCAGAGAUGCAGAGCCAUGUGCUCUACCGAGAUUCAACAGGUGCGGUUAAACAAACUGGAGAUGAACCAUUCAGCGUGUUCAUGAAAACUGCAAAAAGGCUAACAAUUUUUAUGGAUCCGGGCAGCAACAACGUUGGAAGGAAAUGGAUUGCAAGUCUGCGAAAUAAUGAACAUGGACUGGAUUCGUCAAGCCAGACUGGCCCCUUGAGCAUAUUUGCAUAAUAUGUUAUGGCAUUUAAGAAGGAAUCCUCGUAAAAAUUUGAGAACUUUCUCCUGGUUAUGUAGUUAAGAACUUUUCACUUAGAACAUUCUACAAUAUAAAUUUCUCUUCUUUUUUUUUUUGAGAGAAAGACUAGUGUGUGUUUCAUCGAAUGUUGUUGACUAAUUCGUAGCAAGAACUGACUAUUGAUAUGCCUAAAUAUGAUGCAUAAGAGAAUUAUGUUUCAAGUGAGCCCUCUGCAUUUCCAUGGUUAAUGAGCAUGCUACCGUCCUAUCAGACCAGGGUCACAAACUACAUGGUCUUCACAUCACAUACUCGGAUAUCUGACCUGCAUCGUAUAAAUAUUGCUUGCUUUAAAUUAAACCUGCAUGACAUAAAAUGCGUUGCAUGACUGAUGUUUGAAGGUUGUACCUAUAUUUAAUAUUAUUCACUACGCAAUGUUAGACAAUUCUAGGUCACCACUACAUUACUCUUCGAAUUUUCAUGCUUUGAUGCUGCCCCUGGUUUGAAAGUUUGCCAUGGUAGUACCAGCCCAUGAGGCACAACUGUUUUUGGACUUUGAUCGAACUUGCAUUUGCUGUAGUGAAAUGUUAGUUGCCCACUCGGAAAAAAACUAUUCUUCUUGGUGAGAUGAAUGAAUGUAACGUGAAUACUGUUUUCUCAUCCACACGACUGUCCUUGGUUGCAACCAAGAGAAAGACAAGGGUAUAAGAGUGACUAUUGAAAAAAAAAAUUUAUACUGUAUUACUUUACCAUAUUUUUUAGGUAGCUAUACUAUUUUUGAGUGUUUACUAACUUUUACGAUAUAUUCACUUUUGGGAUUCACAUUUUGGGGGUAGAAUUUUUUAUUCAGUUUUUUUUUUUUUUAUAGUAUCAAAAAUUAAAAAGUCGGUACCAUUGUAUUUCCCAAGAUAUAAACAUAGGAUAGACAUUAGUACCAAAAAAUUGGUCAAAGUAUCAAAAUGCCACAAAUACUUCAAAAUAAUAUAUCUAUUUAGACUUUAGUUCAAAAAAAUAUAUAUCUCAGUUAUUUUUUUUGGUUUUAAAGGAAAAGAAGCUCGGUCCCGAGUUAUUGGGCAGUGGUUUUUUUAUCAAUUUUUUGAACAAAAAUAGUUUUUAUCUGCACUAAAGAAAAAUUUGAAAAUAAGAUUUAUUCAAGAACUUUUAAAGAAAAGUUGAUUUUUUUUUUAACACACUAGAGACAAUUCCAAGAGUUUUUUUAACUUGAUUUUUUUAUUUCACUAAUUAAAAUUUUAUUUUGCACCUAAAAAAGUUAACUUCAAAUGAUCUAAAUAUUUACCAAUAUUAAUUAUUUUUUGUAUGAUAUAAAAAAUAAAAUAAAAUAUGGGUCCUACGCAUAUCAGAAGCAGGUAGGGUAGGAUUGGAUUGUUAUGGACACUUGUUGACAAUCCCCAGCCGACCAAACCCACACGUGAGGUGUUUGAGUGGGACCCAUGCCAACGAAGAUGAGGCGGGAUCUGGUCAAAUUUGAUAAUUUUACCCACAACACUCCCAACAAGUGAGUGUUGUUUCCAUUCAAGUCGCCGUUUUGACGGCCGGGUCCCUUCUCCCUCGGCUCCUUGUUUUCAUGGCCUGGCCCAUUUGACUCUUAGUUUUACUCUCCCCCU
Molecule: messenger RNA, 3744 nt
Organism: Ilex paraguariensis (yerba mate)
Lineage: Eukaryota; Viridiplantae; Streptophyta; Magnoliopsida; Aquifoliales; Aquifoliaceae
Source: the annotation of a GenBank genome assembly